AUGGGCAAUAAACAGAUAAGCAAAUUAAAACCUCACGAUUUAGAGGAAUAUAAGCGUAUAACAACAUUCACUGAUCAUGAAAUUCAAGAGUGGUAUAAAGGAUUUAUGAAAGAUUGUCCAAAUGGUCAAUUAACAAUGAGCGAGUUCAAGAAGAUUUAUUCACAAUUUUUUCCAUACGGUGAUUCUUCAACAUUUGCAGAACAUGUCUUUCGACGAUUCGACGAAGAUCAUAAUCAACGUAUAUCAUUUAGAGAAUUUUUAACAGCAUUAAGUGUAACAUCGAAAGGAAAAUUAGAAGAAAAACUCAAAUGGGCAUUUGGAUUAUACGAUGCAAAUGAUGAUGGAUUCAUCACAAGAGAAGAAAUGCUAGAGAUUGUGUCGGCUAUAUACAAAAUGGUUGGAUCAAUAACGAAAAUGCCCGAAGAUGAGUCGACACCAGAAAAAAGAACAGAAAAAAUAUUCAACCUAUUCGACUCCGACCGUGAUGGAAAAUUAUCGAUGGAAGAGUUUGUUGAGGGUGCAAAAAGUGAUCCAUCGAUUGUUCGCCUAUUGCAAUGUGAUCCAAGUAUGACUUCUGUCGUUCAGAACACAGCGACGACAGCCUCAUCAACACCGGCUCGUUUACAUUCUUGA
This is a messenger RNA of Didymodactylos carnosus, 633 nucleotides long. NCBI's taxonomy places the organism in Eukaryota, Metazoa, Rotifera, Eurotatoria, Philodinida, Philodinidae. The record is from the annotation of a GenBank genome assembly.